AUGGCCACGUCCUCCUUACUAAGGGCUCGGUGUGAGAGGAGCAGGACCCCUGGAGACAUUCUUUGUGAUGCUCUGGAAGAUCUGAUUCAAUAUGACUUUCAGCGAUUUAAGGACAGGUUGUCUGAAUUCCCCAAUAGAAGACAAUCACUCAUCCCACGUGGGCGCCUGGAAGACGCACAUUGUGUUACAACAAAAAAUCUUCCCAUAGAUGCUUAUGGGGAGGAAGCAGCUCUAGAUGUGACUAUAAAAGUCUUCAAGCUGAUCAACCUUAUGGGUCCCGCAGAGGCUCUCCAUCGCAGAGUGACACAGCAUGGCUGCAGAUUAAAAUGUAUGCGUCAUAUUCAAAAUAGAUACCAUCUAAUUGAAGAUUACAACGCAAGGUUGGGGGAAUCAACCAAACUGAAGAAAAGAUUCACCACUCUUUUAUAUAUUAAGAUUCAUCGGGAUGAAGAAGAGAGACAACAUGAAAUAACAGCCUCAGGCCAGAGGCAUUUACAGAUGAUGGCAAACAGAGCUUCAGAUAAAUAUUCCCCAACCACUAUACAAAUUCUCUUUGAUCCUGAAGAAGAUGGAGUUGUUUCUAAUAUUGUGGUGUUACAGGGACCUGCUGGGAUAGGAAAGACUAUGACAUGCCAGAAGAUCAUGCUGGACUGGGCCUCCGGGGAUCUGUAUAAGAACAAGUUUCAGUUUGCGUUCUACAUAAACUGUAGAGAAGUCAGCACUAUCACUGGUAAAAUAAGUCUUGCUGGAUAUCUAUCCAGCUUUUGUGGUCUCAAAUGUCCAUCAGACUUGUUGCAAUCAAUCUUCCUUAACUCUGAAGGAAUACUCUUUAUUGUUGAUGGGUUUGAUGAAUUAAAAUGGUCAUCAACGAAUGACAUGGAGGUUUGUGAUGACCCAUUUCAGGAGAUCUCCAAAGAAAUCCUUCUAAACAGUUUGUUUAGGAAAAAGCUGCUCUGGGACUGUUCAUUAAUCAUUACCACAAGACCAUUCUCAUGGAUGAAAUUGAAGAACCUUCUUGAAUAUCCUCAAUAUGUGGAAAUUCUGGGGUUUACAGGGCUUUAUCGUGAAGAAUAUUUCUAUAAUUUCUUUGAAAGAAAAGAGCAAGCAUACCUGGCUUUUAGUACAGUUAAGGACAAUGAUACUCUGCUUACUCUGUGUGUUGUCCCUCUAACUUGCUGGAUUCUAUGUACUGUAAUGAAACAGCUACUGAAAGAGGGAUCGUUGAUAAUUGAAUGUAAGACUUCCACAUCAAUUUACCUGUUGUACCUAAAGACGUUAAUAGAUUUCCACAGAAGGAACUCAGCCCAGUCUACAAACACAUGUAUACAGAAGUUGUGUGCGUUGGCCAUCGAAGGAGUUUGGGACCAGAGAACUCUAUUUGAAGAAUCAGAUCUUGUAAGACAUGGACUCUCUGUGUCAGAGCUGGAGUCUGUGUUUUUGAGUGAGAACAUCUUCCAAAGGGAAGUUGGGACCUACACCUGCUACAGCUUCAUCCAUCUGAGUGUGCAGGAGUUCUUUGCUGCUCUCUACUAUGUCCUGGAUAAGAAAUCAGUGAAUACAAUUGUUGACUUUGAAAUUAGGAAAGUGAAAGACUUACUGGAGGCAUCAGAAGAUCAGCCACAUCUAACAGUAACUAUACUGUGCUGCCUAUAUGAGACACAGGAUGAGGACUUCGUCAAGAGUAUGAUGUCUCACUUUCCAUUUGUGGAAAUUAAAGGAUUCCUUAAUGUUAUAAAAAAGGACCAGGAGAAUUUUAGUUGCUGGGCUGUAGCCUACUGCUUGGAGAGAAGUACAAUAGGACAUUCGGUUUAUUUGGAGCUCUAUACAAUAGGACCAAAGGCUCGGAUGGUUCUAUCUAAAGCACUUUCUAAGUGUUCACAACUUUGUUUCAAGACCUGUGGAUUCCCAGAUACAGAAGACGACAUAGAUGAGAGUGAAACCAGUUUAUCUGGUUUGUUUAAAGACUGUCAGAUGGACGAAUUGCUGUUUCUGGACUGUGCUCUGACCUCCUCCUGCUGUAAUGAUCUCCGCUCUGUUAUUACUACAAACCGCUCUCUGACCACACUGGCCCUCUCUAGGAAUGCUCUGGAGGACUCUGGAAUAAAACUUCUGAGUGAGGGUCUAAGAUCUUCAGCCUGUGCCAUAGAAGAGGUUUGUUUUGAUGGCUGUGGUCUGACCUCGUCCAGCUGCAAUGAUCUCUGUUCUGUUCUUAUUGCAAACCGCUCUCUGACCAGACUGGACUUGUCAGAGAACAAUCUAAGGGACUACGGAGUAAAACUUCUGUGUCAGGGACUGAGACACCCAGCGUGUACCUUAGAAGAACUUAGGUUACGGUGUUGUGGUCUGACCUCCUCCUGCUGUGAUGAUCUCCACUCUGUUCUUAUUACAAACCACUCUCUGACUAGGCUGGAGCUGUCAUGGAACAUUCUGGAAGACCGUGGAUUUAAACGUCUGUUACAGCACUGUGCUCUGACCUCCUCCUGCUGUAAUGAUCUCCGCUCUGUUCUUAUUACAAACCGCUCUCUGACCAGACUGGAGCUGGCAUGGAACAAACUGAUGGACUCUGGAGUAAAACUUCUGUGUGAGGGCCUAAUGCAUCCAGACUGUACCCUGGAGGAACUAAUGUUAAAGUUCUGUGGUCUGACCUCCUCCUGCUGUGAUGAUCUCCGCUCUGUUCUUAUUACAAACCGCUCUCUGAUCUCAUUGAAUAUGUCAUGGAACCACCUGCAGAACAAUGGAAUAAAACUUCUGUGUGAGGGACUGAAACAUCCAAACUGUACACUACUGGAACUUAAGUAA
This is a messenger RNA of Pseudophryne corroboree (corroboree frog), 2799 nucleotides long. RefSeq names its product NACHT, LRR and PYD domains-containing protein 12-like. Lineage: Eukaryota; Metazoa; Chordata; Amphibia; Anura; Myobatrachidae. Gene Ontology annotation, cellular component: cytoplasm. The record is from RefSeq and is a predicted model, not a curated record. Gene Ontology annotation, molecular function: protein binding. The transcript has 10 exons. The coding region runs from base 1 to 2799 and encodes 932 amino acids.